CAGCUCCAACAACACAAGAAGAACACAAGAGAAGAGACACGCACAAACAGAAGAGUGCAAAUAAAAAAAUAAGGACAAAUUAUACAAGACAAGAAAAACAUGAUGAGAAAAUUAAAAAGUGUAAAAACCCUUAAAAAACAAACAGAAAACAACAGAAGCAGGAAAGAAGUGAAGACAUGAAAGUGUAACAAGAGAAGAAGAAAACCCGAAGAACGAAGAGGAAGAAAAGGACAGGAGAGGACUGAAAAGAUAAAAAGAACAAGAAAGAAGAAAAGGUGAAAACAUCCAGCAGAAAAAUGCCUCAGGAUAAAAACGAACAGGAGGAGGAGGAGGWGACCCCUCAGCCCCCCGCUCCUCCUCCCUCCUCCGUUGCCAUAGAAACGAUGAUGUCAUCAAGGAGGCAGGACCUGGUGUGUAUUGUGUGUUUUGGCAGCUAUGAUCUGGUGACACGGUUGCCUCGACGACUGCACUGUGGCCACGCCUUCUGCCAAGCAUGCCUGAAACGACUGGACACAGUGAUCAACGAGCAGGUGUGGAUCCCGUGUCCCCAGUGUCGACAGAAUACGCCUCGGCCCAGAGGAGGAGCAGUGGGUCUGGACCUGGACUUGGCCUCUUUCCUUGGGGUGAAGGCUCAGCAGACCUGCAGCACCUCCUGCGGUCGCAGGGAGGGGGCGCCGGUUGGACAUGCAGCCCAGAGUGGGAAGUCUUGGCUGAGUAAAGAGGUGGCAGAUGAUGGCUGGUCUCAUGGAGGUCUAGCUGAGCCACGCUUUCAUCGUUAUAGCAACUGUUGCCCACCCUCGUCCUACUGGCUGUGCUGCUGGUUCUGCUGCCCGAGGCAGGACUAAUGGAGCAGCAUCAGAAUGGUUCAGGGACAGCAGUGCAUGUCUUUUAAGGGUCAGACCAUGGUUCUCCAUUCCACAUGAACAAUCUCAAUCCCUGUGUGACCUGAAGGUUCCAACAGAAUCACAUCAUCUACAAAAAUCUGACAUAAGACCUUGAGUUAUCCAAACCAGACACCAUACUCUCCACAAUGGCACCUUCAGGUCCAUGAAUACUCCAAACAGAACCAGAGACGAGGUCCAACCUGCACAUGUCCUCAGGGACAGGGACGGACCUAAUGAGCUCCUUCAGCUUCAUYACCUUUGUGGCCAUUGCUCCAUCAACUGGUUCUUUGGUCUCUGCAUCUAAAAAUACUUCAGACUGAAUGGUCACAGUUCAUGAAAGCCACACGUGAGAGGUCUCGAUUAUGAUUCAUAGGUUCUAAAUAAUGAU
Messenger RNA from Austrofundulus limnaeus, 1272 nucleotides. RefSeq names its product ring finger protein 224 (gene rnf224). NCBI's taxonomy places the organism in Eukaryota, Metazoa, Chordata, Actinopteri, Cyprinodontiformes, Rivulidae. The record is from RefSeq and is a predicted model, not a curated record.